UGUUGCUCUCCCCGGGGAGGGUUUAGUGGCUCGGGCGGCGUUCUGUGGUGCCGGUGUCAGCGCUGAGCCGCUGGGAGGUUGUGCAGAUGGCCCGGCUGCCGGAGCGGUAACUUCAGAUGGUGUCCAUUGUCAGUGCCGUCCAGCGGGUGCCUGGCUGAUCCAUGGUCACUUUCCGGGAUGGCAACAAGGUGACUUCAGCUGAGGAUGACCUUGACUGAAAGGCUGCGUGAGAAGAUAUCUCGGGCCUUCUAUAACCAUGGACUGCUCUGUGCAUCCUACCCCAUCCCCAUCAUCCUCUUCACAGGGCUCUGCAUCGUAGCCUGUUGCUGUCCACUGCUGAAACUGCCCCUGCCGGGCACAGGACCUGUGGAAUUCUCCACCCCCGUGAAGGACUACUCGCCCCCACUUGCGGACUCUGACCACAGACACGCAGAGGCUGCCGAGCAGCCAGACUGGUAUGUGGGUGCCCCAGUGGCAUACAUUCAGCAGAUAUUUGUCAAGUCCUCAGUAUCUCCCUGGCACAAGAACCUCCUGGCAGUCGAUGUGUUCCGCUCACCCCUGUCCCGGGCAUUCCAGCUGGUAGAAGAGAUCCGGAACCACGUGCUGAGAGACAGCUCUGGGCCCAGGAGCCUGGAGGAGGUGUGCUUGCAGGUGACUGACUUGCUGCCAGGCCUCAGAAAGCUCCGAAACCUGCUCCCCGAGCAUGGGUGCCUGCUGCUGUCCCCCGGGAAUUUCUGGCAAAAUGAUCGGGAACGCUUCCAUGCUGAUCCAGACAUCAUCAGGACCAUCCACCAGCAUGAGCCCAAAACCCUGCAGACUUCGGCCACACUCAAAGACUUGCUGUUUGGUGUUCCUGGGAAGUACAGCGGGGUGAGCCUCUACACCCGGAAGAGGAUGGUCUCCUACACCAUUACUCUGGUCUUCCAGCACUACCAUGCCAAGUUCCUGGGCAGCCUGCGUGCCCGCCUCAUGCUUCUGCACCCAAGCCCCAACUGUAGCCUUCGGGCCGAGAGCCUGGUCCACGUGCACUUCAAGGAGGAGAUCGGGGUCGCCGAGCUCAUCCCCCUCGUGACCACCUACAUCAUCUUGUUUGCCUACAUCUACUUCUCCACACGCAAGAUCGACAUGGUCAAGUCCAAAUGGGGACUAGCCCUGGCUGCCGUGGUCACAGUGCUCAGCUCACUGCUCAUGUCUGUGGGGCUCUGCACACUCUUCGGCCUGACGCCCACCCUCAAUGGCGGGGAAAUUUUCCCCUACCUUGUGGUGGUGAUUGGGUUAGAGAACGUGUUGGUGCUCACCAAGUCAGUGGUCUCCACGCCGGUGGACCUCGAGGUGAAGUUGCGGAUUGCCCAAGGCCUAAGCAGUGAGAGCUGGUCCAUUAUGAAGAACAUGGCGACAGAGCUGUGCAUCAUCCUCAUUGGCUACUUCACCCUAGUGCCUGCCAUCCAGGAGUUCUGCCUCUUCGCUGUUGUGGGCCUGGUGUCUGACUUCUUCCUGCAGAUGCUUUUCUUCACCACUGUCCUGUCUAUUGACAUUCGCCGGAUGGAGCUUGCAGACCUGAACAAGCGGCUGCCCCCAGAGGCCUGUUUGCCCCCAACCAAACCACUGGGGCGUCCAGUACGUUAUGAGCGGCCACUGGCUGUGCGGCCGUCCACACCCCACACCAUUACACUGCAACCAUCUUCAUUCCGGAACCUGCGGCUCCCCAAGAGGCUGCGUGUCAUCUACUUCCUGGCCCGCACCCGCCUGGCACAGCGCCUGAUCAUGGCAGGUACUGUUGUCUGGAUUGGCAUACUGGUGUACACAGACCCGGCUGGGCUGCGCACCUACCUCGCUGCCCAAGUGACAGAACAGAGCCCACUGGGUGAGGGUGCCCUGGCUCCCGUGCCAGUGCCUAGUGGUGUGCUACCUGCCAGCCACCCGGACCCUGCCUUCUCCAUCUUCCCACCUGAUGCCCUGAAGCUUCCUGAAAACCAGACGCUGCCAGGUGAGCAGCCUGAGCCUGGGGGUCCCCCAGAGGGUGUGCCUGAUGGCCCCGUCCCAGAAGUAACCUGGGGGCCUGAGGAUGAGGAGCUCUGGAGGAAGCUGUCCUUCCGCCACUGGCCCACACUCUUCAGCUACUACAACAUCACGCUGGCCAAGAGGUACAUCAGCCUGCUGCCUGUCAUCCCUGUCACGCUCCACCUGAACCCCAGGGAGGCUUUGGAGGGGCGGCACCCUCAGGAUGGCCAGAGUGCCUGGCCCCGGCCCGGGCCAGUGCCUGCUGGGCACUCGGAGGCUGGACCCAGGGGCCCAGGUGAGGCGCAGAUGCACGGAGACGUCACACUAUACAAGGUGGCAGCGCUGGGUCUGGCAGCGGGCAUUGUCCUUGUGUUGCUGCUGCUCUGCCUCUACCGCGUGUUGUGCCCACGCAAUUACGGGCAGCCUGGUGGUGGGUCUGGGCGGCGGCGGCGUGGGGAGCUGCCCUGUGAUGACUAUGGCUACGCCCCACCCGAGACAGAGAUCGUGCCACUGGUGCUGCGGGGCCACCUCAUGGACAUUGAGUGCCUGGCCAGCGAUGGCAUGCUGCUUGUGAGUUGCUGCCUGGCUGGCCGUGUGUGUGUGUGGGACGCACAAACUGGGGACUGCCUCACACGCAUCCCGCGCCUGGGGCAGCGACGGGACAGUGGUGUUGGCAGUGUGCUGGAGGCCCAGGAGAACUGGGAACGGCUCUCGGACAGUGGGAAGGCUGGUCCAGAAGAGUCUGGGGAUAGCCCUCCCUUGCGACACCGGCCCCGGGGCCCUCCAGCAUCUUCCCUCUUUGGGGACCAACCAGACCUCACCUGCUUAAUCGAUACCAACUUCUCAGCACAGCCACCGUCCUCAGAGCCCACUCAACCGGAACCCCGGCACCGAGUGGGGUGCAGCCGCACUCGGGACUGUCCCGGCUAUGAUUUUAGUCGUCUGGUACAGCGGGUGUACCAGGAAGAGGAGUUGGCAGCUGUCCACACACCGGCCCCACGGCCCCCCUCACCAGGGCCUGUCUUGCCCCCAGCCCCUGAAGAUGAGGGGCUCUCUCUUGAGAAGGGCUCCCCUUUUGCUUGGGCCCCCAGCGCAGACGGGUCCAUCUGGAGCUUGGAGCUGCAGGGCAGCCUCAUCGUGGUGGGGCGCAGCAGUGGCCGCCUAGAGGUGUGGGACGCCAUCGAGGGGGUAUUGUGCUGCAGCAGCGAGGAAGUCUCCUCUGGCAUCACAGCCCUCGUCUUCCUGGACAAAAGGAUUGUAGCCGCUCGGCUCAACGGUUCCCUAGAUUUCUUCUCUUUGGAGACUCACACUUCCCUCAGCCCCCUGCAGUUCAGAGGGACCCCUGGACGGGGCAGUUCCCCCUCCUCUCCUAUGUACAGCAGCAGCGACACAGUGACUUGUCACCUGACCCACACAGUGCCCUGUGCUCACCAAAAACCCAUUACUGCUCUGAAAGCCGCGGCAGGGCGCUUGGUGACUGGGAGCCAGGACCACACACUGAGAGUGUUCCGCCUGGAGGAUUCGUGCUGCCUCUUCACCCUGCAGGGUCACUCUGGGGCUAUCACAACCGUGUACAUUGACCAGACCAUGGUGCUGGCGAGUGGAGGGCAAGAUGGGGCCAUCUGCCUGUGGGAUGUGCUGACUGGUAGCCGGGUUAGCCACAUGUUUGCUCAUCGUGGGGACGUCACCUCUCUCACCUGCACGACGUCUUGCGUCAUCAGCAGUGGGCUAGAUGACCUUAUCAGCAUCUGGGACCGCAGCACUGGCAUCAAGCUCUACUCCAUUCAGCAGGAUCUGGGCUGUGGUGCAAGCUUGGGUGUCAUCUCAGACAACCUGCUGGUGACCGGUGGCCAGGGCUGUGUCUCUUUUUGGGACCUAAACUACGGGGACCUGUUACAGACAGUCUACCUGGGAAAGAACAGUGAGGCCCAGCCUGCCCGCCAGAUCCUGGUGCUGGACAAUGCUGCCAUUGUCUGCAACUUCGGCAGUGAGCUCAGCCUGGUCUAUGUACCGUCUGUGCUAGAGAAGCUGGAUUGAGGCCUCAUUGUCCAGGCACAGGCUGGAGAACUGUGUAGGCCAAUGCACUGGAUCGAGACUGGGGGAGGGGUUGGGUAUCCUCUGGCAGCUGCUUCUUGACUGUAAUAAAAUUUUUUUAAUCACA
This is a messenger RNA of Ochotona curzoniae (black-lipped pika), 4162 nucleotides long. It is a transcript of the gene SCAP, whose product is annotated as SREBF chaperone. The record is from RefSeq and is a predicted model, not a curated record. Lineage: Eukaryota; Metazoa; Chordata; Mammalia; Lagomorpha; Ochotonidae. Bases 205 to 4038 code for a protein of 1277 amino acids. Gene Ontology annotation, molecular function: sterol binding; protein binding. Gene Ontology annotation, cellular component: Golgi membrane; endoplasmic reticulum membrane. Gene Ontology annotation, biological process: SREBP signaling pathway. The transcript is spliced from 24 exons.